Messenger RNA from Hibiscus syriacus, 2942 nucleotides. RefSeq names its product ribonucleases P/MRP protein subunit POP1-like. Lineage: Eukaryota; Viridiplantae; Streptophyta; Magnoliopsida; Malvales; Malvaceae. The transcript is spliced from 10 exons. The record is from RefSeq and is a predicted model, not a curated record. The coding region runs from base 191 to 2749 and encodes 852 amino acids. Gene Ontology annotation, cellular component: nucleolar ribonuclease P complex; ribonuclease MRP complex. Gene Ontology annotation, biological process: tRNA 5'-leader removal.
UCUUGGAAGGGAGCUUCAACGCAGUCGCUCCAAAAGCAAAAACCCUAAACCCUGAUCAGGGCUUAAUUUUUAAUUUUAUCUUAAAGCUGCUCCUUUUGUUACCAGGCUUUCCCCGAAAAAAGUUAAGAAUAGUUUUGAUUUAUUGGCUAACUAUUAGGUUCGUGGUUCAUAUCUUUUAAACUUUCCAACAAUGGCUGUCGAAGGAAGCAAAAAAUCUCAAGCAUCAGCGUCUCUACCCCCGCGCAAAAUCAACUUACAAAAAUUCGCAGAUUCCAGAGCCGCCGAGCUCGAGUCACUUCACUCAGCUGUGUCAGCUCGACUCAAUAACGACUUUAGGUCUCGUAGAAACAAGAGGAGGAGGACUACAGCAUUCGACAAUCAAGCUUCCAAGAAAAGAAACAGAAAGAGGCAGAGAUUGACUAAGGUUGAUAAAAUCAAUGUUUCGGGUUUAGAGACGGAGCAGAAGAAGAACGAAUCUCCCCUUCCACGCCGCGUUCGUCGCAGAAUGGAGCUUAAAAAGAAUCCCGAAAGCGGUUUCGUUACUUCAGGUGAUGGAACUAAGAGGUUGAGAACGCAUGUUUGGCACGCAAAGCGGUUUACAAUGGCUAAACGGUGGGGGUUUUAUCUUCCCUUAGGAUUGCAGGGCAGAGGAAGGGGAUCGAGGGCAGUUUUGAGGUGGUUCAAACAGGGAGUGCUUCUCCAUGAUGCGAGCUAUAAUCUUGCUGUUCAACUGGAAGGUCCAGAGGAUUCAUUAGUGGCAAUAUUAGAGAUGGUUAUGGUUCCUUCUACAUCAGUUAAAUCUGAUUGCGAUUCUGGUUCUGUUCUUUCUGGUGUUACUUACGGAACUGCUAUGCUUCAUCAUGUUGGAGCACCUUAUUCGCAGCCAAUCGCACCUGUAAAUUAUAUGUGGCAUCCUCAUCGGCAGAGUAAAGAAGAGGGCAAUAAUAAUUGCCUUGAUGUUGUUAAAUGUAAUGAACCAUGUAGAGUCAACUAUAGUUCUUGCUUUUGCCAACUUUGGGUUUGGAUACAUGCCUCAGCUUUUUGUGAGGGAUAUGAUACUCUUAAAUGUGCUUGUGAGAAACUGAUGAUUGAUAGAGGUGUCACCAUUAAUUGUUUUUCACGUGAGGGUCAGCUUGCAAAAUUGGAAUUAAUUGGGUGCAAGGCAUUUCAACUUCUUCAGAAGACUGUUCACCCUGACUCAUGCAUAGUGGAUAGUUCCUGGCAACUGCAAAAGUGUUCAGCUGAGAAGGACAGUGUUGAAUUUCAAAACGAGGAACAUAUUCGUUCUUGUGCAAUUCUAUCUUUUACUAUCAAGGAUCCUCGUUUAUUGCCCGCUAAAGAGACUGUAGAUUUUCGUGAGCCGGAUUCAAUCAUUGAUGUGCAAGAAGUUGGAGUCAGUGAAUGUGUUAACUUAACUGAAAAUUUAGACAAGAAAGAAGAGCUAGGUUCACUCUUAUGUCCAAAAGCUGAAGGAAAUGAAAAUUUAUCUGACAAUAACUUGUGGGAUGCGAGCAGUAGAAUAGAUCCUCCAGAGGAAGAAAAUGAACUUUGUAUGGAAAAGCAUCAGCAGCGGAUGGGUUUCUUUUGCCUUGAUGAUCCAAAAUCAGGCCCCCCAAAGACUUCAAACAAGGUGCAGUGCUCGCGUUCUUGCCCUAUUUUGCUUCUAAAAAACAAUAACAAGAAGGGCUCUCCUAUUGGAUGGUCUGUUAUACUACCUCUAAGUUGGACCAGGGUCUUCUGGAGUUUUCUCGUCUCCAAAGGGGCCCAUGUGAUAGGGCUGAGGGAAAAACGCUGGAUUGCUGGUGAAAUUGGAUUGCCUUAUUUUCCUUCAGAUUUCCCUGACUGCCAUUCCUACUUAUCCUUGAAUGAAAUUGAAGCCGCUGCCUCUAGGGAAAAUGCGGAGCGGCGUCCUCCAGCUGUACGACCUUUCAGAAUUCCAAUUCCAUCACCUUGGAAUGUUGUACAUGUUGCUUUUGACAAGCUAACCAUGAGGGUAAACGAAGCAGCUAAAGUUUCAAGUGGUGAAAAUAUAGUUGGUACUUCAAGUUGUGAAAGAAGUGAUGUAACAUCAUUCAGAUCUCGUAAUUCCUUUGAUGCCAUUGUAGCAAGGACAUCCAGUAUGCUGACUGGCUUCUUGAAUGGCAUUCAGGGUGAACAUUUACUUAUAUUUCCUCAAUUGCAAAAUAGGAACUCAAGUCUUGUUAAGGUUAUGAAGGACAAAAGCAUGAUGGAAAAAGGCCAAAAUGGGACUACACAAAUUAGCUACAGACAUAAGUUAUGUUUUGUGAGGGUUCAUCUUCAUGCAUACAAGGAGGGUGUUUUUGAAGAAGGAGCUGUUAUAUGUGCACCAUCUCUUACUGAUAUAUCAAUAUGGACAUCCAGCAUAGACAGCAUUGAAGGUGGACUUGAAAUGCCUAAUUCUGCUGUGGGGUCAUAUUUUAAAGAACAACCUUCUGGUAAGUGGGAACUCCAGGAACCAGAUGACCCUGCUUCUAUAGAAUAUCAUCGGUGGCCAGUCGGGUUUGUCACCACUGGAUUUGUUAGAGGGAGCAAAAAGCCAACGGCAGUGGCGUACUGUGAGGCAGUCUUGCUUGCUUGUCUGAGAGAAGAGCAGUGGAAGGAGAUGGCAGUGAAGCGUAGGAGGAAGGAAAUAUAUGUUCUUGUUAGGAACCUUAGGUCUUCAGCAUAUAGACUUGCUCUUGCCACCAUUGUCCUGGAACAACAAGAAGAGGAUGUGAGAUUCUUAUGAAAAACUGUUCGGGAGAUCAUUUGGAGACAUUUAAGACUUGUUUCCCGCUCAACAGCUCCCCUUAUACCUAUUCCCAACGGCUAGUGGCAACGAGGAAUCAUUUGUUGAUUUUCUCGGUAUAUUAAUAUAAGAAUUGAUGACUUAAAUAGAAAACUAUUUUUUGGGGGAAAGGAAAAAAAAGCAGCUAGGCGAU